Molecule: messenger RNA, 1337 nt
Organism: Olea europaea var. sylvestris
Lineage: Eukaryota; Viridiplantae; Streptophyta; Magnoliopsida; Lamiales; Oleaceae
Product: 50S ribosomal protein L4-like
Exons: 9
Coding region: 208-1137 (309 amino acids)
Biological process (GO): translation
Cellular component (GO): ribosome
Molecular function (GO): structural constituent of ribosome
Source: RefSeq, a predicted model, not a curated record
GACGAAUUGUGAAAUUAACUCAAUUUUAUGGACCACUGCGAAGUGCCUAUGAAAGGGUUUCGUUUCGCGUAAUUCCCCCAUCUCCUCCCGAUUCGAUCUCUCUCUCUUUUUGAAGCUCAACCAAUAAGGGGGUAUGUAAUGUCAGUUUCACUUUGGCCGGAGUAUUUUCUCAGGGUUUGAUAUUAUCUAUUAUCGGUGGCAUUAGCAAUGGCGUUGUCAGUUUCAAGAAGAAUUUUUCGUGCCUUGGGUUCUUGUGAUUAUUUAAGUCUUUCACUUCGAUCAUUUUAUAUUUCUAAUGUAGGUUUGAAUGGUCAUGUUUCUGGGGGCAGUUUGUCUUCAGUGCAAUCUUCUGUUCCUGGAAAGUCAUCUUUUGAUGUACAACAAAGGUAUUUUACUUCCAUUUUGACCUCAGAUUCUAGUGAAAGUGCAUUUCCCUUGGAUAUGUUGUCCAGGAAGCAAGUUUUGACUCCUGAUCGGAAAAUUGGUCUCUAUCAGGAUCUGGUGAUUCCAGUUACAAACUUCCACAAGGAAGACAAGGGCUUAAUGGUUUUGGCUGGUGAUGUUUUCGAUGUACCAAUUAGGAAGGAUAUUAUCCACCGUGUUGUAAGAUGGCAGCUUGCUAAAAGGCAGCAGGGUACCCAUUCAACAAAAACUGUUAGUGAGGUCAGUGGGACUGGGAGAAAACCAUGGAAGCAGAAGGGCACUGGUCGAGCAAGGCAUGGAACACUACGCGGCCCUCAGUUUAGGGGUGGAGCUGUUAUGCAUGGUCCAAAACCACGAAGUCACGCCAUAAAGCUGAACAAGAAGGUGAGGCGGUUGGGACUGAAGAUCGCUCUGUCAGCUCGUGCAGCAGAAGGGAAGCUUAUGGUUUAUGAGGAUUUCGAGCUCCCUUCACACAAGACGAAGAACAUUGUGAACCAUGUCAGUCAAAUGGAGAAUACCAAGAAACUUCUUAUGGUUGAUGGUGGUCUGAUUGAUGAAAAGCUAAAGUUAGCUACUCAAAAUCUACAUUAUGUAAACAUUCUGCCUUCAAUUGGUUUAAACGUUUACAGCAUCUUGCUGCAUGACACACUCGUAAUGUCUCGUGAUGCUGUAAAUAGAAUAGUUGAAAGGAUGCAUACUCCAAUCAACCGCUGAUGUAGUUUCUGCAGGUUGAAAUCAGAGAAGGUUUUGGUAGUUUGUUUUGGAAGAUUCUAGGGGCAUACAAUAUUUCAUGUAUUUGUUGUUAUUUUCAGAAACCUUGCAGAUGCACAAUUAAUUAUGCGAUUUUACCAUUUAUCUCAUUUUUGUAACACAAUUUAACAAGUUUGAAAAACACUUUAUUUGUUGACCUAAAA